AAACUCCCUCUGCAUAGGCCCCUACAACGGUUCAUUUCCACUGAAGGGUGUUGCUCCAUCAGCGUGAGGUCGUGGUCGAGUUGCGGUCUGAGCUACAGAAGGCGGAACCGGAACAUAAGGAUUUGACCAAGAAGUAUUCGGGGAGUGUCCAGGUCAAGUCAGGGCCUCCUUUGCCUUCGGUCAGGGGAGUCCUGGACGGGGGGCUCGACGCUCUGGUGGUCGACGUGAACUUCUUCUGCGUUGGUGAGAAGGAGAACGAGCUGUCUCCCGAAGAUCGUGCUGAGAUGGAAGCUCGCUCGAAGCAGCUUAAUGAAGGAGUUUGAUGUGCGCGGACUUGUGUGCUCAGGCGCAUCAGACAGCAUACCGCAUUCGGCAAGAACAUGAGGAGCAUGCUAAGAGGAUACCAUCGAGAGUUUCCUAGAGGCCCCGCGCAGGCAAGAACACGCCAGUUCCAGAAAACGCAGAUGUUGCUGGAGAUCAGGCCGACGGUGCUGGAGGUCGCCGCGCCGGGGCCGGCGUCGCGCGUGUUGCCGCCGAAGGCGUUCGGGGCUGGGGGCCGCGGCUGCUGGCAGCCCCCGCCAGCGGCGCUGUGGAGGAGCCUGCGAUUGCUUCAGCGGUUGCUGGCGUCGCUGCCACGGGAAAGGCGGCAGUCCGCGAUCCGGGACUUCUCCGGGCGUGUGCGAGGCG
This is a messenger RNA of Prorocentrum cordatum, 687 nucleotides long. The record is from the annotation of a GenBank genome assembly. Lineage: Eukaryota; Dinophyceae; Prorocentrales; Prorocentraceae.